Molecule: messenger RNA, 2765 nt
Organism: Mandrillus leucophaeus (drill)
Lineage: Eukaryota; Metazoa; Chordata; Mammalia; Primates; Cercopithecidae
Gene: MLXIPL
Product: MLX interacting protein-like
Exons: 17
Biological process (GO): regulation of transcription by RNA polymerase II
Cellular component (GO): nucleus
Molecular function (GO): DNA-binding transcription factor activity, RNA polymerase II-specific; RNA polymerase II cis-regulatory region sequence-specific DNA binding; protein dimerization activity
Source: RefSeq, a predicted model, not a curated record
UCGCAGGUCAUCCACAGCGGUCACUUCAUGGUGUCGUCGCCGCACAGCGACUCGCUGCCCCGGCGGCGCGACCAGGAGGGGUCCGUGGGGCCCUCCGACUUCGGGCCUCGCAGUAUCGACCCCACACUCACACGCCUCUUCGAGUGCUUGAGCCUGGCCUACAGUGGCAAGCUGGUGUCUCCCAAGUGGAAGAAUUUCAAAGGCCUCAAGCUGCUCUGCAGGGACAAGAUCCGCCUGAACAACGCCAUCUGGAGGGCCUGGUAUAUCCAGUAUGUGGAGCGGAGGAAGAGCCCCGUGUGUGGCUUCGUGACCCCCCUGCAGGGGCCUGAGGCUGAUGCGCACCGGAAGCCGGAGGCCGUGGUCCUGGAGGGGAACUACUGGAAGCGGCGCAUCGAGGUGGUGAUGCGGGAAUACCACAAGUGGCGCAUCUACUACAAGAAGCGGCUCCGUAAGUCCAGCAGGGAAGAGGACCUCCUGGCCCCUAAGCAGGCGGAAGGCGGGUGGCCGCCGCCGGAGCAAUGGUGCAAACAGCUCUUCUCCAGUGUGGUCCCCGUGCUGCUGGGGGACCCAGAGGAGGAGCCGGGUGGGCGGCAGCUCCUGGACCUCAAUUGCUUUUUGUCCGACAUCUCGGACACUCUCUUCACCAUGACUCAGUCUGGCCCUUCGCCCCUGCAGCUGCCGCCUGAGGAUGCCUACGUCGGCAAUGCUGACAUGAUCCAGCCGGACCUGACGCCACUGCAGCCAAGCCUGGAUGACUUCAUGGACAUCUCAGAUUUCUUUACCAACUCCCGCCCCCCACAGCCGCCCAUGCCUUCAAACUUCCCAGAGCCCCCCAGCUUCAGCCCCGUGGUUGACUCCCUCUUCAGCAGUGGGACCCUGGGCCCAGAGGUGCCCCCGGCUUCCUCGGCCAUGACCCACCUCUCUGGACACAGCCGUCUGCAGGUGAGCUCACCCCACCCCGUCCAACCCUAUGUAGCUCACUUGAGAGCUGGUCCUGCCCUGUUCAUGUCCAGGAGAGGCAAGCCCCCCGCCCCAUCCCCUAGGGGACAGAAAGCCAGUCCCCCUACCUUAGCCCCUGCCACUGCCAGUCCCCCCACCACUGCGGGGAGCAACAACCCCUGCCUCACACAGCUGCUCACAGCAGCCAAGCCCGAGCAAGCCCUGGAGCCACCACUUGUAUCCAGCACCCUCCUCCGGUCCCCAGGGUCCCCGCAGGAGACAGUCCCUGAAUUCUCCUGCACAUUCCUUCCCCCGACCCCGGCCCCUACACCGCCCCGGCCACCUCCAGGCCCGGCCACAUUGGCCCCUUCCAGACCCCUGCUUGUCCCCAAAGCGGAGCGGCUCUCACCCCCAGCGCUCAGCGGCAGUGAGCGGCGGCUGUCAGGGGACCUCAGCUCCAUGCCAGGCCCUGGGACUCUGAGCGUCCGCGUCUCUCCUCCGCAACCCAUCCUCAGCCGGGGCCGUCCAGACAGCAACAAGACCGAGAACCGGCGCAUCACACACAUCUCCGCGGAACAGAAGCGACGCUUUAACAUCAAGCUGGGGUUUGACACCCUUCAUGGGCUUGUGAGCACACUCAGUGCCCAGCCCAGCCUCAAGGUCAGCAAAGCUACCACACUGCAGAAGACAGCCGAGUACAUCCUGAUGCUACAGCAGGAGCGCGCGGGCUUGCAGGAGGAGGCCCAGCAGCUGCGGGACGAGAUUGAGGAGCUCAAUGCCGCCAUUAACCUGUGCCAGCAGCAGCUGCCCGCUACAGGGGUACCCAUCACACAUCAGCGUUUUGACCAGAUGCGAGAUAUGUUUGAUGACUACGUCCGAACCCGUACGCUGCACAACUGGAAAUUCUGGGUGUUCAGCAUCCUCAUCCGGCCUCUGUUCGAGUCCUUCAACGGGAUGGUGUCCACGGCAAGCGUGCACACCCUCCGCCAGACCUCACUGGCCUGGCUGGACCAGUACUGCUCUCUGCCCGCUCUCCGGCCAACUGUCCUGAACUCCCUACGCCAGCUGGGCACAUCUACCAGUAUCCUGACCGACCCGGGCCGCAUCCCUGAGCAAGCCACGCGGGCAGUCACAGAGGGCACCCUUGGCAAACCUUUAUAGUCCUGCCCAGACUCUGCUGCUCACUCAGCUGCCCUGGGGGCCACUUUCCCUGGGCACGGGCUCCAGGGAUCAUCUCUGGGCACUCUUCAUGCCCCAGGCCCUGGCUCUGCCCUUCCCUGAGGGGGGAGGGGUCGAGCUGGGUCCAGGUUUCACACUUCCCACCUCCUGGAGGCCAAGAGGAGCGGAGUCCCCGUCCCUGCUCUGCCACUGUGCUCCAGCACCAUGAUCUUGGGUGACUCGUCCCCUAUCUUUGGACCUCUAUGUUUCAAUGUGCAAAAUGGGGAUGGGGAAGGUUCAAUCAGCAGAUGACCCCAGGCCUUGGCAGCUGUGACAUUGGGGGCCCAGGCUGGCAACUCUGGGGGCUCAGUAGUGGGAAAACGAGGAUGCUAUUUCUCUGUCACCUGCACCUGCUCCCCCACAGAUGGGGCACAGACCUCUGUUCCUGAGCAGAGAAGCAGAAAAGGAGGUUCCCUCUCUAGGCUCCUUCACUGCUAACCCAGAGGGGCUGCAGGAUGGUUUCCCCUGGGAGAGGCCAGGAGGGCCUGAUCCCAGGAGACACCAGGGCCAGAGUGACCGCAGCAGGGCAGGCAUCGUGUGUGUGUGGAUGUGUGUGUGUGGGUUUUGUAAAGAAUUCUUGACCAAUAAAAGCAAAAACUGUCUGCCGG